AUGUCGCGCGAAGAACAGCAGCAACUUCUUGACGACGAUGCUGAGCCAGCUGAUGAUGAUGGUUGCUAUCCUCCUCGUAGAGACAGCAUACCCUGGCAACCCAAUCCUCACAGACAAUUACCUAUCUAUACGACUAUUCACCGGAUCAGAAGGCUUGUGAUUGCAUGCAUUGAUGAUCCUUACAGUCUCGAUCAGUUAAAAAGUCCACGCAUGAACACUGCUGUAGUGCGACCUUUGCUUGAUCACCUAUACGACCCAGACGAUGUGUCCGUUGUAUGGUGUCUAUUGGUCAAUCGUGUCCAGUUUCUUCGCCAACAGUCCUUCCAGGCUCAUCAUCAGACUGUCAACGUUACACGUGCGAAUCUGUGCGAAGUCUUGGCCAGUCGUAUCCUUCGCCGAUUUGAUGAGGACCAUAGUGGCCGCGAAGGUCUUUUAGCACUUGCCAAUGUGCUAGUAUCUGGAUUCGAGCCAUUCCAGAAUGCUCCACCCUCGGUCGAUCGAGGCAAGAGGGCUCACUCUGCACUUGCAGAGGGCUGGUUCCAGUCAGGUCGUGAGCGAGUAUUGACAGCUCUUGAGGUAGCCAUCAUCUCAGAGUCAAAAAGCUUCUUGGCAGCGUCCGCUUGUCAGAAGAUUGUCGACGCUGUCUACAGAGGUCGUGUUAUUUACACGCCGACUGCAUUUAUCGAUAUCCUCCCAGAUCGAUACAAGAAUCGCAGAAUCUCUCUGUAUGACCCACGCAAAGCACCGAUACUCAAUCAGUACCGUCUCAUUGUACCUCGCAAUCGCAAAGUCAUCGAGAUUGCCCAAUUCCUCCUGCUCUUCGUUCUUUAUUUACUGACAAUGUUCAACAAAGCCACGGAGAUAGGACCCGGGCACUUGCAAUUCACAACAGUAGAGUUCAUCUUCUGUAUCUACGGAUCUGGCUGGGUGCUCGAAGAGCUCGCUUCUGUACUUGAGCAUGGGUGGUCGGUACACACAGAAAACUUGUGGGCUUUCAUGGACAUUGCUUUCUCGUUGAUCUACCUGGCUUAUUUCGGAGUACGCAUGCACGGCCUGAGAAUCAACUCUGGACCAGUGGGCAAACAAGCACUCGAUAUUCUUUCCUUGGGAGCCCCCAUCUUGAUGCCAAGAUUAGCCUUCUGCCUCAUGCCUGAAAACAUGCUGUUCAUUGCUUUACGAACCAUGAUGGGAGACUUUACCUUCCUUACAGUGGUCACUGUAUGGUGUUUCGGAGGUUUCCUGCUAGCAAUGCGAUGGCUCAGCGAGAGCCAAGACGGCUACGCUUCCCACAGCUUCUUGACAAUCUCCAAAUGGAUGCUAUGGAUCUGGUUCGGACUCGACGGCACAGGCAUCUCCAAAAGCGUCGAGUUCCACAGCUUCCUAGGACCAAUGCUCAUGGUUCUCUUCGCUUUUAUCGGAAACACGCUUUUCCUAACCAUCCUCGUCUCCAUCCUCAGUAACACCUACUCCAAUCUCGCAAAGAACGCCACCGCCGAAAUCCAAUUCAGACGUGCCGUCCUGACUUUCGAAGGUGUAAAAUCCGACACCCUCUUCGCCUACCGUCCACCCUUCAACGUCGCCGCCCUCGUUAUCCUCCUCCCCAUAAAGUUCCUCACCACCCCGCGCUGGUUCCACAAAGUAAACGUCACAGCCGUACGCGUCCUGAACGCGCCUUUGCUCCUCAUAAUAGCAAUCUACGAACGCAAAUAUCUCUGGCAACGCAACUCCAAACUCGGACGUCCGCGUCGUCGUCAUGCAUUCUUAGAUUUCUGGGAGAGCUUUGGCGCGCAUGCGGAUUUGGGCAAUGUGUUUGAUGAGGAGCCGCCGCAGAGUGUGUUGGAUGAGAUGGAUGAUAUUGAUGAUGUGUUUGGGAAUGAUGUUUGGGCUAAUGGGUAUAUGAAUACGAUUAGGCAGAGGAGGGGGAGUAGGCAGAUUAGUGAGACUAGUUCUGCGUAUCCGGUGUUUAGGAAUAGGAGGUCGAGGGGGGAUAGUCUGUUGCCUGCUGAGACUUGGUAG
Messenger RNA from Aureobasidium subglaciale EXF-2481, 2016 nucleotides. RefSeq lists its product as uncharacterized. The coding region runs from base 1 to 2016 and encodes 671 amino acids. The transcript is spliced from 3 exons. NCBI's taxonomy places the organism in Eukaryota, Fungi, Ascomycota, Dothideomycetes, Dothideales, Saccotheciaceae. The record is from RefSeq and is a predicted model, not a curated record.